GUCAGGUAUCUGCUUCAUUAUAGAUGCAGAAACCCCCUCAAUAUAAUGACUUAUACUGCAGCGUUGAGAGCAUGAUUACACUGAGUGACAGAAAAAUAGAAACACCUACAUAUUGCAACAGAAUCCAAUACAACAGCCCUGUUUUAUUGGAUUUCUGCCCAGAACAUUUAGAUACAUAGAAGAAAGACCUUACAGUGCUGGUCCCAAGAUAAACUCCAGGGGGAAACGACAGAAAAAAAUGAAAAACUGAAAAAAAAAAUAUUAUCCAAAAUUGUGUUUCUCUGAACUACUACUCUGAACUUUCUUCUAAUUCAUGCUUUUCUUGUGAAAUACUGGACACUCACACACAAAAAGUCCAAAAACUGAAAACAGAUUUGUGUAUCAGAACACUAUUUUUUCUUCUUUCUUUUCCCAUUAAUCAUCUCACCACCCCUCAGAUUUAUCUGGUGUCCCUGUUCCUGGCUGUAAAACUGUAUACAAAAUCCAAGCUCCAACAGUAACAUACUGCUUACACACUGAUGCUUCAGUAUUAAUCAUCAAAUGAUGAAACAUAUGACAACAUUGCAGUCAGAGGGACCACACCAGUACUUUUACUUUAAUACUUCAACUACAUUUGCUGCAAAUACUUAUGUACUUUUACAAAAGUAGGAUUUUUAAUGCAGGACUUUUACUUGUAUUGAGUGAAUGAAUGUAUUUUUACAUUGUUGUAUUGGUACUUUUACUUCCACCACUGAUUAUCAUAUUAUUAUUAUUAUUAUUGUUGUUGUUGUUGUUGCUGCUAAAGCCUUCUGUAAUCUCCAGUUCCAAACCAGUCACACAUCACAUGCAUGAAUGAGGUGAGAUUAUUAUUUUUUGCCUAUUGUAUCAUCAUACUGACAGUAGCCUACAGCUAAGUCUCUGGUCCAGCAGAAGUUGGUUCAUAGCGCCAACAGGCUGCUGCUGUUGCUGCAGAGACUCCGCAGGGCGGACUUCAGGCUACUUUACAUACACGGGACUCUGCAGAUGACAGCAGAAGCCCUGCUCACAGACCUGACGCUCGGACACCUGUGAAAGCGCGAUGUCUUCUCCCAGCGCCGCCUCCAAUCCUCUCAACUCUCUGGCGUCCAAACGGAAGACCAAGAAGAAACACUUUGUGCAGCAGAAAGUGGAGGUUUUCCGAGCCAGUGACCCCGUGCUGAGCGUGCUGAUGUGGGGAGUCAAUCAUUCGAUUAAUGACCUGAGCCAGGUGCCUGUGCCCGUCAUGCUGCUCCCAGACAACUUCAAAGCCAGCACCAAGAUAAAAGUCAACAACCACCUCUUUAACAAAGAGAAUCUCCCUGGACAGUUCAAAUUCAAAGAGUACUGUCCACAGGUGUUUAGAAACCUGCGAGAGCGCUUUGGCAUUGAGGACCAAGAUUAUCAGGUGUCUCUGGUCCGCAGCCCUCCACUCAAGGACGAGGAGGGGCAACGCGAGGGGCUGCUGCUGACGUCUUAUGACCGCACUUUGGUAAUAAAAGAAAUCUCCAGCGAGGAGGUGGAGGAAAUGCACAACAUCCUCUCUGAAUAUCACCAGCAUAUUGUCACCUGCCACGGCAGCACGCUGCUCCCUCAGUUCUUGGCCAUGUACAGAGUCACUGUUGAGAGCGAGGACACCUACCUGUUAGUUAUGAGGAACAUGUUCAGCCACAGACUGCAUGUGCACAGGAAGUACGACCUCAAGGGGUCCCUGGUGUCUCGUGAAGCAAGUUUUAAAGAGAAGGUGAAAGAACUGCCCACUUACAAGGACGUGGACUUCAGGAAUAACAUGCAAAAAGUUUAUGUGAGUGACGAGGAGAAAGAGAAGAUCAUGGACAAGCUCAUCAGAGAUACUGAGUUUCUGGUACAUAUGAGGAUGAUGGACUACAGCCUUCUGCUGGGCAUCCAUGAUGUCGAGCGGGCUGAGGAGGAGGAGGAGGAGGAAGAGGAGAUGGAGUCAUCCUAUGACGAGGAAGGGGAGGAGGAAAACGGCCUGGCUCCUGCCCCAAGCUCCACCUCACCAGAGGGCAUUGCUGGCUACAUGAACUCCUUCAAACCCAUGGGUCCCGGGGAGUUUGACCCUUAUGUGGAUGUGUACGCUAUUCAGAGCGCUGUAGGUGCACCCCAGAGAGAGGUGUAUUUUAUGGGUUUGAUUGACGUGCUGACACAGUAUGACACCAAGAAAAAAGCUGCUCACGCUGCCAAGGCUGUCAAACACGGGGCUGGAGCAGAAAUCUCCACAGUUCAUCCAGAGCAGUACGCUAAACGUUUCCGAGAGUUCAUCGCUAACAUCUUUGCCUAGUUCAAAGAUUCACUCGUCCACUUGUCAUUUAAUACAAGAGGAGUCUCACUAUACCAUACUUAACGCCACAGCAAAUCAAUAUUAAGAAGCUGUGAAAAUUUGCUGUUAAUUUCUAUAUGAUUUAUGUGCUGUCUGAGUAUUUACCCUCCACAUUAUUCUCUGCUGCACAAUGUGACUCUGUCUUUAUUUUGAGUGACGAGCUGUAAUUUGCAGACAGGAAGAAAACUUUUCUUGGCAACUCAUUGCUGUUGUUAAUGGGUUUCUUUUGUUUCCAUUUAAAGUUUUGCCAGCACCAAUGCAGCUUUGAGUGACAGCCAGAAAUACAGGAUUGCAGAAAUAAAAUCAUAUGAGGUGAUGUAAAUUAGCACCUCUGACAAAAAAAUGAAGGUGUCCAGGAAAACAUGUUUUCUCAACACAUUCAUCCUUCAUUUUUCCAGCUUUCCAUCAGUGGAAGUCUGCUGCAUGGGAAAAAGAUUUUGGUUUCGCUUUUAAAUACUGAUUUCUGACUCCCUCUUCCCCAUCAGUGACAACACUUGGGAAGGAAAUAAUCUGGGCUAACUAGACAAAUCUACAGGGUAUCAAUUAGGAACAAUACAAUAUUCAUGUCCUGUUCAGCACCAAUGUUUGAUAAGGCUGUUGUAGUUUUACAUGAAAAUGUUGCAGAGUGCAGAUUCAAAAUUAAUAGCACAAACAUAAUGGUGUAGAUGAAGCAUCAAAUCCUGUUACCUUAUAUCUUUAGACACAUAUAUCAAAAAGAAGAAGAAAUUGAUUAUUUAAAAAUCUUCUGUGAUUAUUAAAUGAAUAGGUAAAGCCAUUGGAAAUGUUGUUUAUUGAGGAAUGUAUUAUCAAUACUGAUGAUCUGAUGAUCAGGUGUAUUAAAACCUAUUUUCACAAAAAGCA
Seriola aureovittata is the source of this 3196-nucleotide messenger RNA. Its product is annotated as phosphatidylinositol 5-phosphate 4-kinase type-2 gamma-like. The coding region runs from base 1058 to 2296 and encodes 412 amino acids. Gene Ontology annotation, molecular function: phosphatidylinositol kinase activity. The record is from RefSeq and is a predicted model, not a curated record. The transcript has 10 exons. NCBI's taxonomy places the organism in Eukaryota, Metazoa, Chordata, Actinopteri, Carangiformes, Carangidae. Gene Ontology annotation, biological process: phosphatidylinositol metabolic process.